AUGGCGACUCAAAAGAUCGAUAGCACUGCAUUUCAACCACGACGUAAGUUGGCACUUGUAAUUGGUAUUGGUAAAUAUGAACAUUGUCAAGAAUUAGAAAAUCCAGAAAAUGAUGCGAAUGAUAUGUCAUCUGCUCUGGAAAGUAUUGAUUUUAUUGUUACAAAGAAACUACAUUUAAAACGUGCUGAAAUGAAACAUGCUAUUAUUGAUUUCGAAGAAUCGAUAGAGCCCGACGAUAUGGUCCUAUUUUAUUUUGCUGGACAUGGAAUACAAUGGGAAGAUCAGAAUUAUUUGAUACCAAAAGAUAGUCCAACUUUGAAUGAUACAAAUUUAAACAACAGUGCGAUCAAGGCACAAGCUAUUCUCAAUACUUUAAGUGAUCGCAAUCCAUAUGUAACCAUAUUCCUAUUGGAUUGUUGUACAAGCUAUCACUUACAUAAUCCUGAGGUAGAUGCACGUAAUCCGAAUGCAAGUGUUUCAAAAUCAGUAGGUCUUAAACCCAUGCACAAGGCUGGUUCAUUAGUUGCAUUUGCUUGUGAACCGGGAACUAUUGCGAUUGAAGGAAGAGGACAGAGAAACGGUUUGUUCACAAAACAUCUUUUACAACAUAUUACAACUGCCAAUGAAGACAUCCAAAUGAUAUUACGUGAUGUUGCCGAUGGUGUAAUAAAAGAGUCGAAGUCAAGUCAAAUUCCAUUUGUGAGUGCUUCAUUAUCAAAGAAGGAUAUAUAUUUAUGCAGCCAGCAGCGAAAUCAAUCACAUAAACCAGACGAUUCAACAACGACUCCUGAUGACAUAGCCGAAGCACAACAAGAAGAACAAUCCAGCAAGGUUGAAGUAAUUCAAACAAUCUCUUAA
Molecule: messenger RNA, 858 nt
Organism: Rotaria sordida
Lineage: Eukaryota; Metazoa; Rotifera; Eurotatoria; Philodinida; Philodinidae
Source: the annotation of a GenBank genome assembly